This is a messenger RNA of Serpula lacrymans var. lacrymans S7.9, 660 nucleotides long. RefSeq lists its product as uncharacterized. Lineage: Eukaryota; Fungi; Basidiomycota; Agaricomycetes; Boletales; Serpulaceae. Gene Ontology annotation, molecular function: RNA binding; DNA binding. The transcript is spliced from 4 exons. Gene Ontology annotation, cellular component: exosome (RNase complex); nucleolus. The annotation marks the transcript as partial. The record is from RefSeq and is a predicted model, not a curated record. Gene Ontology annotation, biological process: regulation of gene expression; maturation of 5.8S rRNA.
GCAGACUUUCAAGUUAGAUUCAGGUUCGAGGAAUCUCUGAGAUUCCAGUAUCAACAGCCAAAAUGACUUCAGAAACCACAAAGCUGCAGGCAAAGCUUGCCACGCUAAACGUUUCUCUCGAUGAGCUCGAAACACAGCUGGAGCCUCUUUUCGCAAAAUCACUUCCAGAAACCGUCGUAGGGCUCGAAACCAUCCAGCAAGCCAAACUACAAGUGCUACUCCCAUAUCUAGUUUACGAUCUCGUUUUCAUAUAUCUCAAAUCCCGAGGGAUCGAUCCAAGAACACAUCCCGUCAUAGCUGAACUGGACAGAGUGCGACAAUACUUUGACAAAGUCAAGGGAGCUGAACAAUCGGACGAAAAGAAAAAAUACGGCAUCGACAAAGCGGCUGCUGGUCGAUUCAUCAAGCAUGCCAUAGCUCAAGCGAAGGAUAUCAGACCACCUGUCGAUGCCACAGAAGGUGCCGCGAGCACGAGCGCGAGCACAAGCAACGUCCACGUCCCCGUAACAAUCACCAGUAAGAUGGCAGAACGAGCAGAGUAUGAACGGAAACUAAAGGAGGAAGGCAGUGGAGAGGAGGAUGAGGAUCUUCAGGUAUUUGAUGAGGCUUCACCAGCUACUCCCGACGAGGAGCCGGUGGCAGAGACGAAAGAGAGUAAAA